AUGGCUGAAAUCCAGAUCUACCAGGACCCGUUGAUCCUGCUGCUGAAGGAUCCAGGUCUCAACAAAGAUAAAGAGAAGUCUAGUAAGCUGCUCUCUUUAAUAAGAGGGAUUCCACAGGAACAGGUGAAACUGAAACAAUCAUGUCUUGAUGGGUUCCAGAUCCUUAGGGAUCUUGAAAGAAUAGGACUACGUUCCUCUACAUGGCAUAAGGCCUCGUUGAAUUUCCAGAUAGUGUCCCGAGGAGUUCAUAUGAGUCCGGAAGAGUUCAAAAAACGUCAACUCAAUUCACAAUUGGCCACGCAGAUUUUGCAGAGUUGUCUUGAUCUGAGACGGUUGCUUAUAGAUAUCAGCGAAGAGGUCGAGGACUUGAACGAGUAUGUCUCUAGUCUCUCGCCUCUUCAGUGCAUUUCCGAUCCAGGAACGAUCUUAUGUGAAUUGAGCUUUAGGAUUAUUCGGCUGAAAAACAAAUUGGAAGAGGAAAUUUCGGUAACAUACUCCAAGGCCAAGCUCAUCACCAUCGGAAAAGAGCUGGAGGACCAUCUGUUUCUGUAUGACGAUAGCCACCCUCUCUCCGAGGAAACGGUUGAAAAAUAUACCUCAUUUGUUAAUCAACUAUUAAAGCAACUCAAUGAUUGUGUUUCCCAGAACGAUACCAUUGGAACCAUGGAAUGCGUUGCAGUUGUCAAUGACGUUGAAAAGAUGUUCGAGGCGAUGCAGUUCAAGCGAAGAGUACUCGAGCUCAAAUCACCAACCAAUAGUUUUAUGGAGAACUCCGAAACUCUGGGCAAUUCCAGCACUUACGACUCGGAUGACGACUUCAGAACCCAUUCUACAAUGUCUAGCAUUUCAAGUUUGGAGGGUUCCUACAAUAUGGCCAAGCCCUCUUCCAGGCCCACCUCCAGGCUAUCAGCCGAAUUGCCUGGCCUGAUGAGUGCCUUCAAAUCGCCGCAGCCACUUUCAAUCGGCGAAAGAUUUUCUCCGAGUCAGACGCUGAAUCUUCCUGCUGCGUUUUCUGCUUUUUCACCUAUAAAGGGGCCAACUUUCAAAAAUGUCAAGGAGACUGGCGUUGUGCCUCAGAGUGUCACCAAGCCAAAUCAGUCAAUAUCACAGCCACCUACUCAAACCCUGGCACCAUACCCAUUUCUGAAGUCAAAUUCCUCACUUUGGGGCCAGUCUCUUUUGAAACCCCCGAAGGGCGGUAUUUCAGAAGAUAAAUCUGCAAAAGAAUUCAUUCUGCAUGAUAUCGACAACCUCAUUGACUGA
Kuraishia capsulata CBS 1993 is the source of this 1263-nucleotide messenger RNA. RefSeq lists its product as uncharacterized. NCBI's taxonomy places the organism in Eukaryota, Fungi, Ascomycota, Pichiomycetes, Pichiales, Pichiaceae. The transcript has a single exon. The record is from RefSeq and is a predicted model, not a curated record. The coding region runs from base 1 to 1263 and encodes 420 amino acids.